UGAAUUUUCCGACGAAGCAACGAGAAGCAGUGAGGGGCAGCGGGAUAUUUUUAGUUGCUCUCCACUGCUCAGAUGCUUUCUACUUGUCUUUCUGGGUCCAUUGAUGUCUGUUCUUGUCUCCUUACAGGAUGUGAAGCCGUCAAAGCCGAGAGUCCGAGACAGGUACGGAGUACACCAGGCCUACGACCAACUCUACCAAGUCUUCAUUCUAAAUGCAACACUCCACAGUGGGUGUGUUGUGGCGAUAAACAAACCGGUCGCGGUGGGUGUUGCAUCUUGCCUCUGCUGUUGAACAUACUCUGGAGGCUCGGGACUGGCUGCUUGGUCUUUUGUUGUGCAGGAGGAGUUUGGCGUACCUGACCAGCCUAGGCAGCUAGUACGAGGUCUGAGGACGACCUAGUUGUAGAGUAUCCCUGUUGAUUGCGACAACA
Messenger RNA from Penicilliopsis zonata CBS 506.65, 431 nucleotides. RefSeq lists its product as hypothetical. NCBI's taxonomy places the organism in Eukaryota, Fungi, Ascomycota, Eurotiomycetes, Eurotiales, Aspergillaceae. The record is from RefSeq and is a predicted model, not a curated record. The coding region runs from base 73 to 360 and encodes 95 amino acids. The transcript is spliced from 3 exons.